This is a messenger RNA of Panicum virgatum (switchgrass), 675 nucleotides long. RefSeq names its product pollen-specific leucine-rich repeat extensin-like protein 1. The transcript has 4 exons. Gene Ontology annotation, molecular function: DNA binding. NCBI's taxonomy places the organism in Eukaryota, Viridiplantae, Streptophyta, Magnoliopsida, Poales, Poaceae. The record is from RefSeq and is a predicted model, not a curated record. The coding region runs from base 1 to 675 and encodes 224 amino acids.
AUGCACCCCUCGGCCGCGUCUCCCUCCGCGAGCACGGCGCCGCCGGGGUUCGCCCUCGGCCGCGUCUCCCUCCGCGAGCACGGCGCCGCCGAGGCGGAGACCCCCUCGCCGCAGGAGGAGAUCCCCUCGCCGCAGGAGAUGAUCCCCUCGCCGCAGGAGGAGAUGAUCCCCUCGCCGCAGGAGGAGCCCCCCUCGCCGCAGGAGGAGACGAUCCCAUCGCCGCAGGAGGAGAUGAUCCCCUCGCCGCAGGAGGAGCCCCCCUCGCCGCAGGAGGAGACGAUCCCAUCGCCGCAGGAGGAGACGACCCCUUGGCCGCAGGCGGAGAUCCCCUGGCCGCAGGCGGAGAUCCCCUGGCCGCAGGCGGAGACGACCUGGAAGUUAGGUCCUCUUCUGCUAUAUCACUCAAUUAUGUCCCUGAAAUCUUGUGCCAAUUUACGAUGGAUCGUCCUGCUCUCAGGCGACAAGCCCUUCUUCACCAUUGUCUUGUCUAAGGGCCAUGUAGAGAAGCCUGCCCAGCUGGUUUGUAUAGAGUGCAAGAAGCUCGGUCCGGGGUGGAGGGACUUUGUCGUCGCCAACCGUCUGCGCAUCGGGGACGCCUGCGUCUUCGAGCUCAUCACGCCAGUUGCUGGAGGAACUGGGAGUGAGGGUGAUGGGAAGGUGGUGUUCCGGGUGUAG